AUGAGCAGCAGCGAGGAAAGCUCCUCUCUCGAAAACGACAAGGAGAACAACACGCAAAGUGGAGAUGAGAAAGGGAAGAUCGUGGAUAAAGGUGGGAGCAGCGACGUGGGCAGCCUCGUGAAGGAGAACGUGGCGCCCAGAGAGGGUAGAAGCGAAAGUAGAAGUGAGCGUGGUGGCGAGGGUAAUGGCCAGCGUGAUAAAAUCAAUGCUAAGGGAAAAUCGCGUGAGGAGUGUAAGAGGAAGCCAAAAGGCGACGCCUCUGAGGACUCCCAUGGGAGCCCCAUGAGUCCGCUCUCCCUUAGCGACGCCGGAAAGGCGGGCGAUAUGAAACGGAAGAGCGAAAAGAAAACUGAUAAAAAAGGUAGGAGCCACAAAGUUAAGAGGCACAAGGACAGGGGGGACAAGCGAAGGCGCAGUAGGAGAGACAGCCACGGGAGAAGCGGAAGUCACAGGAGAAGCGAAAGUCACGGGAGAAGCCAAAGUCGCGGUAGAAGCGGAAGUAACCGCAGUGGAGAAAGCCUCUAUAGCCGCCAUAGCCGAGAUAGGAAAGAACGCAAAAGGAAGGAGGUCAAGAAGAGGGGGAAGCACAAGUUGGGGGCUGGAGCAGUGGGUGGAGGAGGAGAAAGAAGAAAAGGAGGAUACACCAAACUCAGCAGCUUCAGCAUCUCUAACAGUCACACCGAUCCUGACAUGGAUUUGGAGAGCCUAAGCGAUCUUAAUUACAAGUCACACAACGAGAAGCGGCAAAAGAAAAUCCAAAAAAAGGGGACCAGUGAUUAUCUUUCCAGUAAGAAUCAUCAUCAUAGGUACGAUGAAGAGAAGGGAGGUAAAAAAAAAAGGGAGGACGACAGAAGGGGCUCGUCAAAUUUGGGGACGAAGAAAAAAAACGGAUCAAGGAGGGGACCAAGCAGAGAGCCCUCCUACUCAGUCAGUCUAAGCUCGGAAGAAGAAUCGAAGAAGAGAAAAAAAAGAAAAAAAAAGUUGGCCGACGAUCGGAGCGGAAGAAGAGCCAGACGUGGAAGCAGCGAGGAACACACGUAUAAACACAACUCAAGGGUGGAACUCGGGGGCGAUAAAUUCAACUACGCAAAGGACCAUUAUUGGAGAGGCAACUCGGGGGGCUCUCGAUCGGAGGAGCACCAUAAGUAUGAGCGCCACUAUGACCGUGACUAUCACCGUGACUAUCACCGGGACAAUCACCGCGACUACCACCAGGAUGAUGGCAGGAGUCCACUUGGCAUAAAGCACUCGCAGAGAGGCACCACGAAGGGGCAUACAAACACGCUGGAGGGGGACCAAAAACGGGGGAGCCAAAGAAGACGGGUGGAGAGAAAAGAAAAUAAAAUGAAAAAAGAAAAUAAGGCAUGUAAGGCGAACCGAAAUGGGCGAGGAAGUGAUGCAGAGGAGUAUGAGUCCACUAUGGACUCCUCCUCCUACGAGGUGAAAUCUCGAUCGAGUCAUAUCCCCACGCGUAAAAAAAGAAGGGACUACUUCAGUGAUGCUCAGUCAGCAGAUUUAACCGGUUCAUUUAGCACUGAAGAGCGAUAUCGAGCCAAAGGAAGGAUGCCACAUGAUGGCACCGUAAUGGUACCAAGGGGAAGAGAGCGCAUUGGAGGUAGGAAAGGAGCGGAUGGUAUUCAUCACAACUUUCAUGAGGACGAGGACACGUUUUUGUACCCCAGAUGGAAGAGAGGAGACCCCUUCAGGGAGGGAAGACCCAGAAUGACCGAGGAGGAAGAGGAAGCCCCUCGGUUCAGGGAUCGGGAUUGGCAACCCUAUGGAGGGACACACCAUCGGGAAAUUGAAAAAAGAAAAAAAUAUGGCGAAAGGGAGGAUCGAACAGAGCUACUGCCAUACGGGCAGAUGGGGCACCCCUAUCGGCACGGCGCAUAUGAUCAGAUGGAAUAUAAAAAAGAGGUGGCCGUUUUGAUCAAGAACAGAAGGCCUCAGCAUCACCCAGAUCAUGGUAUCCACAGCUUCGAUGAAGGCAGAGGUCCCAAUGGGCUGAUCGAUCGGGAGAAGACGUGCCCAUUUCUUCUUCGUUUGUUCUAUAAGCUAGACGACGAAUACAAUGACGUGGAGGACGUGAGACUUUCCAAAAAAAGCGGCGUACAGAGCAACGAGCUGCAAAUCUAUGGAUGGCUCGACAUCACCAUGCGUGAGAUCGUAACGCUAGUGAAGGACUUUUAUCAGGAGAGCCGGAAGAGGGACGCCCACUGGAUAUUUAAGGUUUACUCGAAUGAGAAAAAGCAACUGACCUUCUUGUCGCGCGUCCACAGCACCAAGUAUAACUACCGGGAGGACAACAAGACGUUGCUGUCGCUGGACUACGAGAUCGGAGACAUUCUUCUCCUCUCCAUCAUGUUUGAGGGGCAAGCCGCCUAG
Messenger RNA from Plasmodium inui San Antonio 1, 2385 nucleotides. RefSeq lists its product as hypothetical. Gene Ontology annotation, cellular component: nucleus. Gene Ontology annotation, molecular function: transcription corepressor activity; transcription factor binding. NCBI's taxonomy places the organism in Eukaryota, Apicomplexa, Aconoidasida, Haemosporida, Plasmodiidae. The coding region runs from base 1 to 2385 and encodes 794 amino acids. Gene Ontology annotation, biological process: negative regulation of DNA-templated transcription. The transcript has a single exon. The record is from RefSeq and is a predicted model, not a curated record.